Messenger RNA from Penicillium vulpinum, 1428 nucleotides. RefSeq names its product zinc finger-containing protein ZPR1 (gene zpr1). Gene Ontology annotation, molecular function: zinc ion binding. Gene Ontology annotation, cellular component: nucleus; cytoplasm. The record is from RefSeq and is a predicted model, not a curated record. The coding region runs from base 1 to 1428 and encodes 475 amino acids. The transcript is spliced from 4 exons. NCBI's taxonomy places the organism in Eukaryota, Fungi, Ascomycota, Eurotiomycetes, Eurotiales, Aspergillaceae.
AUGGUCAAUCAAGCCGACAACGAUGCGCUUGAGGCGCAGUUUGAGUCCCAGUUCCAAAAGCCCGGUGAUCUUGUCGAGCGUGAUGAGGACACAGGUGCGAUGUCAAUAGAAUCGCUUUGCAUGAACUGCCAUGAGCAAGGUGUUACGCGCUUGCUUUUGCUCCGAGUCCCUUACUUCAGAGACAUCAUCCUGGAGAGCUUCGAAUGUGAACACUGCUACUUCAAGAACAACUCGAUCAAAUCUGCCGGCCAGAUUCAGGAGCGUGGAACAGUUUACGCUUUAAGGGUCGAGAAUGAGGAGGAUCUUCAGCGCCAAGUCAUCCGCAGUGAUGUUUCAGGCUUCAAACUUACUACUAAGCUCGGCAACGAGAUUGAAGUUCCCAAGGGAACCGGCCAGCUGACUAAUGUGGAAGGCAUGGUUCAACUCAUCCAUGAAAGUUUGGCAGGAGAGCAAGAUCUCCGUAAGGAGCAAGCUCCUGAACUUUACGCUUCCCUUGUGCCUAUCAUCGAUAGUCUCGAGAAGAUCAUGAAACGUGACGACGCUGCUUUCCCCUUCACCAUCUCCCUCGAUGAUCUUACUGGAAACUCAUGGAUUGCGCCUAACAGCGCUGACCGUGGCAACAAGUACACACGCCGUGAAUACCCGCGUACCCACGAACAGAACGAAGAGUUGGGAAUUUCCGCAGACGCAGACGCUGUCAAGCAAGAGGAGACAUCCCAGGUUGAUGCUGGCGACCCAGAAGACCUCGAUAUCGUUGAUGGCCAGGUAUACAGCAUUCCUGCUGAGUGUCCCGGUUGCACUAAGCAAGCCGAGGUGAACAUUAAGAAAGUCAACAUUCCUUACUUCAAGGAAGUUCUGCUGUUUGGCACGAACUGUGGACACUGCGGCUACAAAUCUUCUGCAAUUAAGACCGGUGGCGAGGUACCCGAGAAGGGCAAGCGCAUCACCCUCCAGGUGAAUAACGAGGUUGAUCUCUCGCGUGAUAUUCUCAAGAGUGACACAGCAGGACUUUUCAGUCCCGAACUUGACCUGGAUGUUCAGCCAGGAACACUCGGUGGGCGUUUCACUACAGUUGAAGGAUUGCUAGUUGAGAUCAGGGAUCAGCUGAAGGGUGCCAUUUUCGAUGUUGACGACUCCACACACUCUGGAGGCGACAGCAUGGUAUCUUCCGACAAGGAUAAGUGGCAAAGGUUCUUCAGUCGUCUCGACCAGGCUAUCAGCGGCGAACUCAAGUUCGCUAUCACGCUGCAAGACCCGAUGGCCUCCUCCUACGUCCAAGAUCUUUGCAGCCCAGCUAUCGACCACCAGAUCACUACCGAGGAAUACACCCGCUCUGCCGAAGAAGAAGAUGAUCUCGGUCUCACCGACAUGAAGACCGAGGGUUACGAGCAGGACGAGGCCAAGGUUGAUGCCACUCCGAAGGAGUAA